UACAUGCUGCGACCAAAACACGGAAGUGUCUCAAAUAGCAAAAGUUCAGGCUCUAAUGUUGUCAGAAAAAAAUGCGACAUACACUUCACGUUGUUAUUCACGUGAACAGUUAAACAUACAGAAACUUUAGGUCACAUUGUUUGCUGAAGAUGGCUUUCUCCUGGGUUGGCGUUGCGGUUGUAUCGCUUGUUCUCGCCAUCAUUGGGCACAUCCUGGUGAUGCCGCCUUCACUGCUCUCCGUCCUCGGCGGUGUUGUCGGUGUGUGCUCCCUGGCCGGGAUGGCGCUCCUCUGGAGGGACAUGAGCUCGAGGAUGAAGGGCGUAACGCGGACGCUGAGCAGUGUGCUGAGCCAGUACGUGGCGAUGAAGGGUGUGGGCUGGCUGGGCGGCCGGCAGAGAAAGAAGCUCGAAGCCGAUACUCUCGACGUGAAACGAGUCCAGGAGCAAACGCUGCUGACGCGCCUGCGCAAAAACGCAAACACAUGUUAUGGAAGACAGUACGACUUCAACUCAAUUAAAGACAGCGAUGGCUUCCGGGCGCGUCACCCCAUCACCACGUACGAGCACUACCGCGAGCUCAUCAGACGCAUCGCAGCAGGAGAGAAGAAGGUCAUCAUUGCCGAGAAGCCGCUGAUCCUGGCCAUGACCUCUGGGACGUCGGGAGCCAGCGCCAUGCUGCUCAGCACCAAGGACACCAACACUGAGUUCUUCCUGCAGGGAGUGACUGUGGGUUUGGAUGCAAUGAGAAGAGCAUUUCCUGCGACGGACAGCCUUCAGCGCACCACCAAGUUCUUCUACUCGCCUACUUUUCGCCAGUCUGAGGCCGGCAUUCCCAAUCGGACCGAACUCCCCACACCAACCUCCUCCCGCCACAUGCUCAACCUCUACACCACCCCAGCAGGAUUCUAUUGGCCUCCCUUUCAGGUUCCCAGUGAAAAGGACACCCUCUACUUGCAUCUCCUGUUUGCUCUCAAAGAUCCCAGUGUGGGAACACUGGAGUCCAACUUUGCUUCCACAGUCUUCUAUGCUCUCAGUGCGUUACAGCAUCUCUGGCAGGAGCUUGUAGACGACAUUGAACUUGGGAAGGUUAGCAGCUCCUUAGCUCUGGAGCCAAAAGUCAGGUCCAGACUCGAGGCUCUGAUGAAGCCGGACCCAGAGAGGGCUGCUCAGCUCCGGGCCCAGUUCCAGGAAGGUUUCCAUGGGAUCGCCAAGCGCCUGUGGCCUCAUCUCCAUCUGGUGCUGGCAGUAGACUCAGGCUCCAAUCAGAUCUAUGGGGAAAUGUUGAGAGAGAACUACUGCCGGGGAGUGCCUUUCUAUUCGCCUUUCUACGCUGCUACCGAAGGUCUGAUAGGGGUGAACCUGUGGCCUCAGGAGCCAACCAGACGCUACAUGCUGUGUCCUCGUUCAAUGUUCUGCGAGUUCUUGCCGGAGAGCAGCCUGGAGGAGGAGACGCCUCACACGCUGCUGAUGGAGGAGGUGAGAGGAGAGAACUAUGAGCUCGUUAUCACAAACGCUUCAGGACUCUUCAGAUAUUGCAUUGGAGACAUCGUGAAAGUAGUUGGAUUCCACAACCAGUGUCCCAUUGUUGAGUUUCAGUACAGACGGGGUCAGAUGUUGAGCGUUCGAGGGGAGAAAGUGUCUGAGGCGUUGUUCCUUAAUGCUCUGAAGAAAGCGCUUGCUCAGUGGCCGGGAGCUCGGCUCAUUGACUACUGCUGUGCUGAGAGCGGCAUCAUGGGAGAUUCAAUAGGCGGCUCAGAUCCUCAUUACCAGGUCUUUAUAGAGCUGAAAGGUGUGAGAAACCUCACAGAGGAACAACGAUACAAGUUGGACAUCUGCCUCCAGCAGGACUCUGCUGUCUACAAGUCCUUUCGUUUCAAAGGCAGCAUCGGACCGAUGAGGGUGCAGCUGGUGGCGGAGGGUGCAUUCAAGGAACUACGCAAACGCAUGAUGGCCUUCUCGAACACCUCGCCAAACACCUUCAAAAUGCACCGAGUGCUGAGGAGGAAAGAAUACGGUGACUUCCUUUUGGGAAAAACCAUAUCCUAAAACCUCCCGUUGUGGAGAAAAAGACUGAGCUUGUGGACUCUGACUGAAUUAAAUGUCUCCAGUUUUUUCAAUCUACUGCUCAUGAAUGAGUUGAUUUAUUGUGCCUUUUGGAACUCUGAAACACGGAAACACAAUAUAGUUUCAUGUUUGAGAAAUGCUCAUUUGAUGGAUUUAUUUUCUUCAUUAAAGUGUUUUAUUAAAAUGUUAC
Cyclopterus lumpus (lumpfish) is the source of this 2253-nucleotide messenger RNA. RefSeq names its product GH3 domain containing (gene ghdc). Gene Ontology annotation, molecular function: acid-amino acid ligase activity. The record is from RefSeq and is a predicted model, not a curated record. NCBI's taxonomy places the organism in Eukaryota, Metazoa, Chordata, Actinopteri, Perciformes, Cyclopteridae. Gene Ontology annotation, cellular component: cytoplasm.